CCCCGGCCGGCCCCGCGCUGGCUGCGGUUGAGCUUAAUGAUAUCGUCCAGCGACAUGUCCAUCUUGUCGGCCAUGAUGGCGGCUCCGCUCCGGGGCCUGCACUUCCGGCCGCGCUGCGCCGCCGCCGGAAGCGGAAGAGGCGGUGGUUGGGCGGCGGAGGCGCGGUCCCGGCGGCGGCGGCGGCGGCGAUGCGGGUGCGCGUGCGGAGCUGGCACGGGGUCGCGUCCUGGCUGUGGGUGGCGAACGACGAGAACUGCGGCAUCUGCCGGAUGGCGUUUAACGGCUGCUGCCCCGACUGCAAGGUGCCCGGGGACGACUGCCCGCUGGUGUGGGGGCAGUGCUCGCACUGCUUCCACAUGCACUGCAUCCUCAAGUGGCUGAACUCGCAGCAGGUCCAGCAGCACUGCCCCAUGUGCCGCCAGGAGUGGAAGUUCAAGGAGUGACGGUCGCGCCGGUGCACCGGGGGGGGGCGCUCCCCGCCCCGGGCCGUGCUCUGCCCUCAAUAAACGUGCGGCCGCCACUCGC
Messenger RNA from Strigops habroptila (Kakapo), 525 nucleotides. RefSeq names its product anaphase promoting complex subunit 11 (gene ANAPC11). NCBI's taxonomy places the organism in Eukaryota, Metazoa, Chordata, Aves, Psittaciformes, Psittacidae. Bases 189 to 443 code for a protein of 84 amino acids. Gene Ontology annotation, cellular component: anaphase-promoting complex; nucleus. Gene Ontology annotation, molecular function: ubiquitin protein ligase activity; cullin family protein binding; zinc ion binding. Gene Ontology annotation, biological process: positive regulation of mitotic metaphase/anaphase transition; anaphase-promoting complex-dependent catabolic process; protein ubiquitination. The transcript is spliced from 2 exons. The record is from RefSeq and is a predicted model, not a curated record.